AUGUUAUUCGCAUGUUAACUUAACAGACGGGCAAAGAAACAGCAUCAGCAAAAAAAAAAAAACAAAAAAAAAAAACCAAAGUGUUGCCAAAAGAGGAAUUUAGUUAAUAAUAGGCUGAGAUCCAGUUAAUUGUUAUGGAGUAAACGUGACAACACAUGGAGGACUGGUCGUAAAUAGAGGGCCACAUUCGCUAGUGGCUGUGACGUCUUUUAUUCCCAUACGCCGUUUCCAUGCUAUAGAUAACAGUUUUGCCUCCAUAGGCAAGUAAAACAAGGGUAUUAAAGCACAUAAUGGGCUGCAUCACUAGCACCAAUAAACUGAGUGAAUUGCGGCAGGAGAACGUGUUUCGGGUGCACGUAGCCCAUUUGCAGCCCAGCGGACCCGAGGCGCACAUCAUACGCAGCGGUUACUUGGAAUUGACGCCGCGCGAAUUGAUCUUCAUGACGCCUGGCUGUCAACCUAUUGUAUGGGCGCUGCAGCACCUGCGGCGCUAUGGACUUAAUGGCGAUAUGUUCUCGUUCGAGGCGGGACGCCGCUGCAUGUCUGGCCCGGGCAUCUACACGUUCCGCAUACACCAUGCGGAGCAGCUCUAUCCGAUGUUCCAGCGCUAUAUAAAUGCCGUGAACACCGACGCCUUUGCACAAGGUGAGCGGGAACGCGAACGCGUCAACUCCACGAAUUCGGUGUCGGUGCUUUUGGGCCGCAGCGAUCUUCAGCCGCAUAGCAACAAUUAUCUGGAGCCGGCACCAAUGCUGGCACGUACUGCGCUCCAGGUGCAGCAGCAGCCGAACGAGUCAAUUGCAUUGACAUCCGAUUCACCCGAAUCCUUGCCAAAUCUGCAGCUCAUCGUCGCUGAGCAGGGCGCAGCCGCCAACCAUGGCGCUUUGCAGUCUCCAAUCACACCCGGCGCCUACAUCACUACCAAUGGCAAUGUUUACUUCGAUCAGCCGAUGCAGCGCUGCAGUUCACCACCGGAGACCACGCCCACAUCCACAAAUAGCGCAUUCAGCACUAUGCGCCGCCAGCAGCAUUUGGGUGAUAUACCGCCGCAAGAAUCUGCUCCGGCGCUCAACGAAACGCUGCGUUUGUAUGCCAAUGUGGAGACGUCGCGGGAGCGGCUCCUGUUCGAUAUGCCGCUCGCCUCUGCUGGCUGCAACGAUCGUUGCUAUGAGAACAUAAGUCGCCUGGACCUGCCCCCUCUGCCACGCGACUGCUCGCAGCAUUCGGUGGCCGCUGCGUCGCAACAGCAGCAACAGCAGCCGGCGCCGGUGACGCCGACCAGCCCAGCUGGUGUUAACUACAUAGUGCUCGACCUGGAUCAGCCGCGUAGUCCGGCACAGUGCUCGCCCAAGACGAUGACAAACGGCUUUGGCAGCGGUCUGUCCCUGACAGCUGCUGCGCCACAAACGCCGGAAGGAAAGAAAGCAUCCGAAGCUGCGGCAUCAGCACAGAAGAGAAACUCAAAUGCUGGGGCAACGGCAGCCGGUGCUGCACCAGCUGCGGAAACUGUGGCCAGCCAAGGCUACUCCACCAUUGAUUUUAUACGCACCUACGCUUUAAACAAGUCCUCAACAGCACCUGCCCACGAUGCGGAGGCGCCGGGAGGCUGCCAGGACCAUGCACACGAGGAUGGUGAUCAGCGCAUCACGCGGCAUGGCAAAUGUGUGCGAAAAGCCUACUCAAUUAGCGAGUAGAAAACGAACGAAGAGAGGAACAAGGGUCGUAAGGAGGAGCAAGAGUCUAACGAGGAGAGGAUCGAGAGUCGAACGUGAGGAGGAUCGAGAGUCGAGCGAGGAGAGGAUCGAUAGUCGAAUGUGAGGUGAUGCGUUAGUUGAAUGUGAGGAGAAGCGAGAGUCGAACAAGGAGAGGAUGGGGAGCCGAAUGUGAGGAGGAUCGAGAGUCGAACAAGGUGAGGAUCGGGAGCCGAAUGUGAGGAGGAUCGAGAGUCGAACAAGGUGAGGAUCGGGAGCCGAAUGUGAGGAGGAUCGAGAGUCGAACAAGGUGAGGAUCGGGAGCCGAAUGUGAGGAGGAUCGAGAGUCGAACAAGGUGAGGAUCGAGAGUCGAACGUGAGGAGGAUCGAGAGUCGAACGAGGAGAGGUGUGAGGUGAUGCGAGAGUCGAAUGUGAGGAGGAUCGAGACUCGAACGAGGAGAGGAUCGAGAGUCGAAUGUGAGGAGGAUCGAGAGUCGAAUGUGAGGAGGAUCGAGAGUCGAACGAGGUGAGGAUCGGGAGCCGAAUGUGAGGAGGAGCCGCGUAAGAAUUGGAAAAGGCAGCACAACGAAUUUACCACAAGCAAAAAAAA
Drosophila virilis is the source of this 2302-nucleotide messenger RNA. RefSeq lists its product as uncharacterized. Gene Ontology annotation, cellular component: cytoplasm. NCBI's taxonomy places the organism in Eukaryota, Metazoa, Arthropoda, Insecta, Diptera, Drosophilidae. Gene Ontology annotation, biological process: fibroblast growth factor receptor signaling pathway. Gene Ontology annotation, molecular function: fibroblast growth factor receptor binding; transmembrane receptor protein tyrosine kinase adaptor activity. The record is from RefSeq and is a predicted model, not a curated record.